GCAGUUUAGACGGGACAGUGGAUUUCUACCCACAGAUCUGAUCCAGUUGAUUUCUCAGAACGACAAGACAAGGACCUAUGAUUAACUGAGAAUUGGCGUAAUAUGAAGACUGCCAGUCGCCACGACAGCCCUGUCGCCGUGAUAUGAACAGAAUGAGGGAGAGUCCCAGGAGGCCCAUAAUCCUCAAGAGGAGGAAACUGCCAUUUCAGAGAAAUGGACCUGAUGGACAUGUUGAGGCGUCUGAUGGGCCACGGACCAAGGCUGCCCCGCCGCCAAGCGCUCAGUCCUUUCCUCACGGCAUUUGUAUCAUGGACCAUCCUUCUAUGCCUGACACACAGGUAGUGGUCAUUCCAAAGACUGCUGAUCUUCAAAGUGUCAUUGGUGCGCUGACUGCCAAAGGGAAGGAGCGUGGCCCGCAGGGGCCAAACAAGUUCAUUUUACUGAGUGGGAGCAGUAGUCUGGAGGAUGGAGCCAGCCCUUUCUUCAGUGCCUCAUCAGAGGCUGGACAAACCUCAUGCAAAAGCAGCCAGACUCUUGCUGUUGGACCUGAGGGACGAAUAACCACAGAUAAUGUGGAUUCUAGUAAACCUUUGAAAAAAGAAGCAGACUGCAGUCCUUUAGACAACAGCCUGACAAAUAUCCAGUGGCUGGGCAGAAUGAGUACCGAUGUCCUAGACCCUGAGUUGGAAAGGAAAGAUUCCAGUAAGGAAAAUCCACAGCUUCAACAGUCAAAGUAUGCUGAUGAAGAGGUGGGUGCAGUUAAAGACCCUCUAUCAGAAAGACCACCUUACUCUUACAUGGCCAUGAUCCAGUUUGCUAUCAACAGCAAGAAAACUAGGAGAAUGACUCUGAAGGAAAUCUAUAAUUGGAUAGAAGAUCACUUCCCAUACUUUCGGAAUGUGGCUAAACCAGGUUGGAAGAAUUCUAUUCGGCAUAACCUCUCUCUGCAUGACAUGUUUGUCCGGGAGACAACACCAGAUGGCAAGAUCUCCUACUGGACCAUUCGACCAGAGGCAAAUCGUUGUCUUACUUUAGACCAGGUUUAUAAGCCUGUGGUUGACCCAGCGGCCUCCCCUUUCCCUCAGACUGUGCAGGUCUGUGACCCACAACAACAGAAGCGAGCUGUGCCUGAUCAGAAGAGACUUGCACCAUGUGGUAGCACAGAGAGGAAGAUGAAGCCUCUUCUGCCUCGUACAGACUCAUACUUGGUACCUAUCCAGCUUCCUCUGACUCCCUCGCUCUUCCUGCCCUCCUCAGCACCACUCCCUCCGUCCACACUGCAGCACGACUCCAUCUCCUCCACUGCCAGCUCCAGUGGAGGAGGGAAGAGGGUCCGCAUAGCCCCUAAGGUUCUGUCGAGUGAUUCCAGCUCAGUGAAGCCAUGUGCUCCAACCCCAGAUGAGAUAAAGGAAGAGCCCAUGUGUGUUCCUAUCAGCUCUGAGCCCCUUAGGGCUCUGCCAACCAGUGGCAGACGAAGGGAGGCCAGCAGCUCUCGCCGUAAGCAGCGACUGGUCCUGCCAUCCAAUGAGGAGCCUGUCCUGCUUUUCUCUGACAGCACUUUCUUUGACUCUGGUGUGGUAUCAGACAACUCCGCCUGCCAGGAUACACGUGAGGCUGAACAAGAGCCCCAAGAGCUCCACCCUGAACCACAGCCUGAAAGCCCCUCCAGAGGUUAUACUUUCAAAACUCCCAUCAAAAGCAGCCACCCAGCUUCCUCUACACCCAGCAAGCCACCCACAGCUCUAGAAUCCUGGAGGAUCACGCCGCUGGGUAAAAGCAGCCAAGGGGUGCUAGACUUCAGCCCCAUUCGUACGCCCAGUGGCCCACUGCACACUCCACAGCGGCAUGAGCACAUGACGUUCAGUUUGAACAGCACGCCCUUCAAGGAGCUGCCGCUUUUCAACUCCCCCCGUGAGCUCCUCACCUGCAGUCGGCCCUCACCACUCCAUAACACGCCCAGCUGCUCCCGCCGGCUGCAAGUUGGGGCCGCCAACCGUUCUCUUACCGAGGGUCUGGUGUUGGACACCAUGAACGAUAGUCUGAGUAAGAUCCUUGUGGACAUCAGCUUCUCUGCCCUGGAGGAUGACGACUUGGGCAUGGCCAAUAUCAGCUGGUCUCAGCUCAUUCCUGAGCUGAAAUAAUCUUGCUGUGGCUGCCAUAUCUGAAUUUUUUUUUUUUUAUAUAUUUUAUUUUAUUUUUUUUAUUUUUAUAA
Molecule: messenger RNA, 2212 nt
Organism: Colossoma macropomum (tambaqui)
Lineage: Eukaryota; Metazoa; Chordata; Actinopteri; Characiformes; Serrasalmidae
Gene: foxm1
Product: forkhead box M1
Exons: 9
Coding region: 144-2141 (665 amino acids)
Biological process (GO): regulation of DNA-templated transcription; G2/M transition of mitotic cell cycle
Molecular function (GO): sequence-specific DNA binding; DNA-binding transcription factor activity
Source: RefSeq, a predicted model, not a curated record